Messenger RNA from Sitodiplosis mosellana (orange wheat blossom midge), 3336 nucleotides. Its product is annotated as integrin alpha-PS3-like. Gene Ontology annotation, biological process: integrin-mediated signaling pathway; cell-cell adhesion; cell adhesion mediated by integrin. Gene Ontology annotation, molecular function: integrin binding. Gene Ontology annotation, cellular component: integrin complex; external side of plasma membrane. NCBI's taxonomy places the organism in Eukaryota, Metazoa, Arthropoda, Insecta, Diptera, Cecidomyiidae. The transcript has 6 exons. The record is from RefSeq and is a predicted model, not a curated record. The annotation marks the transcript as partial.
AAUUCAGGGUAUAUUAAAAUGCUUACUAUUAUCCACUUAUAAGGCCAAUGACAUAAUUUUCAAAGAAUAUCCCUUACUUCUCCGUAAUGAAAGAUUAAUUGCGCAAAUACAAUAAUUCAUCCAUGUAUUUAGCACUGUUUCUUAGUAUUCAGCAAAAUUCGAACAUGGCUAUAAAAUACAUGCCAUUUUCUGACUUGUAGCUAGUCGCGUCGAUUAUUCUUUUCAACAAACAAUAAACUUCAUUUUUCAAAGUGCAAAAUACGUCCUUAUUUUGUAGUUAUAAUUUUUAUAAUUAUGUGAUUUUGACGAAAAUGUUUUAUUACAAUUUUGAAUAAAUGCAAAAUUUGGGAUGAGUUUGAAUUAAGUUGCCUUGGUUUGAAUAGAAAAAUGGUUGAAAUGCGAAAUAAUUUUAGUAUUAUUUUUGUCGCUCUGACAAUAACGAUGAUUUGCAGUCAUUGUACAAAUGGAUUUAAUGUGUCACCAGUGCCGAAUAUCGUUUUUCGUGAACCGAAAGCUUUGAAUAAUUCGAAUAGUUACUUUGGAUAUUCGGUGAACCUAAAAGCCAAUGGCGUUCUGAUUGGUGCUCCACGAGCUCGAUCCAAUUCCCCGAAUGGACAAUUUGAAUCCGGUGCCGUUUACAAAUGUGAUUUGAAUAAGAUUUCAAAAGGAGAUUGCCAACUUUUCAAUGGUUUGGGAAAUAUAGAAAAUUUAAAUGGUUCGUGGCUUGGAAUGUCAAUGGAUAGUGGCGCACGUGAUAAUGAAGCGUUUGUGGUUUGUGCACCGCGAUUUACCACACCGUGUGAAGAACGCAUUAAAAGAGAUAUUGAAAUCUUUAGGAAACAUGGGGAGACGUAUGAGUAUAAAAAAAAACCAUACGGUACAUAUGACAAAGCGAUACAUGGCAAUUGUUAUUGGGGAAAUGAACAAAAACAUGAAAUGAAACUCGUCUUUAACUUCACAAUGAAGCAGUUAUUAGAUGACUCAGAUAUACAAGUAGGCAAAAAUGAAAAACCAUUCAAGUAUUAUGAUGGAGAGCAUGGUUUCAGUGUUCACAUCACCGAUAACAACAAAGAAAUUCUGAUGGGUGUACCUGGUUCAGCAUAUUCCAGAGGUUUGGUAAUUCGAAAGAAAAUCAACACACUUCGAACAACAAGUCAGCUUAUUGACUCUGAAGUGCCUAACCCACGAUUUUGGGAUGACGGCAGUAAGAGAACAGUAAACACAUAUUUCGGUUUUUCCAUUUCGUCUGGUUAUUUUGAUGGCCCCAGAAAAUCCAAACUACUUUAUGUGGCUGGUGCACCAAGGGAUAUUGAUGAAACUGGAGCAAAUAAUGGGGCUGUAUACAUUUUUGAUUUUCAAACACAUUAUAUAAAUUGGCAAAUGGAAACCGUAAUGAAAAAGCAUUACACAUUUAAUGGUGAAUGGUUGGGUGAAUAUUUUGGCUAUAGCGUGCUGGUGGAGGAUUUUGACAACGAUGGUCUCAUGGACAUUGCCAUUGGUGCACCAUACCGAUCCUCCGGUGCUGUGUACAUUUACAAAAAUCGCAAAACGAUCGAUUCUUUGAAUUUCAAAUUGCACUGUAUUUUACAUACAACCGAAAAAGGUUAUUAUCGGGACAAAAUGUUCGGGGCAGCUUUGAUGAAAGUUGGCGAUAUCAAUCAAGACGGAUACAAUGAUCUAAUAGUUUCGGCGCCUUUUGAAGGUAAUGGAGCCAUCUAUAUUUACCACGGCAGUUCAGAUGGUCUUUUGGACAAACCUGCCCAGAAAAUCCAUGCACCCAGCAACGCAGUCAAGUUAGAUCAAAUGUUUGGUUAUGGAUUAUCGAAAGGAGUCGACUUGGAUGGAAAUAAUUAUGUAGAUUUUGCGGUCGGAGCUCCUAAUGCUGGAGCUGUUUAUAUUUAUAAAACAUAUCCAGUGAUUCGAAUUGAUGGCAGCAUCAAACCUAUCGAUGAAAAAAUACCAAUUAGUGCCAAGACAUUCGAUCUCAGCGCAUGCUUUCGUUAUGAAUCAAAUCACAAGAUCGAAUUUGACGCUCAAUUACGUGUCGUCGUCAAAUUAGUUGACAAAUUCACUCGUGCACAUUUUCAAAUUGAUGGAUGCAAUGAAGAGGCGUGCGAAUUGAAUGUCACUUUGGCACCAAAUGCGAGUUCAAAGUGUAUUUCACUUAAAGCGUCUGUAAUAUUCCAAACCAAUUACAUAUACGAACCGAUUCAUAUGGAACUUAAUCACAGCGUGAUUAAUGCUAUUCCAAAAUACGAUGCUACUAUGGACAACUCAGAGUUUUGCGAAACGUGCGUGGCUCUUGAUCCUAAAAGUGUAAGAAACGCAUCGAAUGUAAUAAAAUUCGAUCCUGGAUGCAAGCAUGAGCACUGUGUAACGGAUUUGCGAGUAACAAGUGCAUUGAGCUAUAAUGCAACGAAGUGCAGUGGACGAGAAUCGUUCAAACGCGGUGAUUCUUCUUUGACAAUCAACUACACGGUUGAAAAUCAUGGUGAAUCCGCUUAUUCAGCAAAUAUUUAUGUCACAUUGCCAGAUCAUGCCCACUUUAUGAAAAUCCCCUCUACUUGCGAACAAGGUAUCGCUCAAGAGCUGAUUUCGAAUAAGACAGUAUACAUCUGCAGUUUGACCAGUGAAGCUCCGAUGUUUCGUGGUGAUAAAACUACGCUGAACAUUGACAUUAACACGCGCAGUCUGACUACGAUCCAAACCAUUCAAAUAGAAGCAAUAGCUUCCAGUCACACAACUGCGACAGGCUCACCCAUAUUUGAUAACAUUGCACACAUAGAUAAUGUUCCGGUGACUGAUUACAGCAACAUUGAAGCUUUUGGGUACUCUGACAAUUCCGAAAUUAAAAUACAAGCUGGUACCAACACACAAGAGAAUCUAACGCACGAAUUCGAGAUUAAGAACCAUGGCCCAAGCAACAUCGAUUCGUUGGAUGUUUUCAUUUAUUUGCCAACAAAAUAUAUCGACCCGGUUACGAAGAAUGCCAAAGAGCUCGUUGACAUUGAAAAUGUUUCAUUUCACAAUAAAUUCGAAGGGAACAAAUCGGAUAUCAAAUGGUCUCAAACACCAUAUUCAGACAGCCCAGUUGCAUUGACUACAGCUGUGUCGAAGAAUGACCCGAUUCGAAGUAAUUUAAGUGCGGUUCAAACUAUUUAUUUCGAAUGCAGCCAUUCCGGAUACGAACGCUGUUCCAAGGGCGAGUUCAGAAUUACUAACUUUGAAAGUCACACAUCAUUUGUUAUCACUUUGACGUUUCCAAUCGACACGAAAAAAGUGGCCGAUAUAAUCAGUGAAGCAGGUCAAGACAAUUUCGUUGUUUUCACUUCAAUU